GGCGCCUUGAACAACAACAAGAAGAAGACGAAGAAGAAGAAGAAGAAGAAGAAGCCGCACCAAUGGGAGUAGUAGAAGAAGAAAAGGGAGAAGCUUGUUUGUGGCUAACAUUUUAGCAUCAACGAGUGUAAACAUUUUCCCUCAACGCCCAACAAGAUGAACCAAUGCGGCGAUGUCGACUCGUAUGAAAUCGAGGAGCCGAGCGACGAGGAGAGAGCAGCUAGCAGUUCGGAGGACGAGCUCGACGUGCUGCUGAGCGGCACUCCGGAGCAGAAGAAGAAGCUGAUUCGAGAGUACCUGACGGGCGAGAGCGAGUCGUCCAGCGACGACGACUUUGAGAAGGAGAUGGAGGCCGAGCUCAGCUCCACCCUCAGGACUUUGGAGGACGGCUGGGCCCCCGCCCAUGCUCGUGCAGGAGGAAGCGGAGGUGACGGUUCCACGCUCGCUAACCCUGCCAAACCUCAGAUGUACGACAAGAUCUACUUUGACUCGGACUCUGACGAGGACGUCGAGCCCAGCGGUUCGGCCAGGCAGCGGCGUCUGGCCCGGCGCCGCGUCCCGACCAACGACGAGCUGCUGUACGACCCCGACGAGGACGAGCGAGACCGGGCCUGGGUGGACGCCAGGCGACGCGUGUACCAAGGCCAACGCCCGACGACGUGCGCCCGCUCGCCGCACCCGCGACCAAAAAGUCUUCCCAGCAGCGACGCCGUCCUCAACUGUCCGGCGUGCAUGACCACGCUGUGUCUCGACUGUCAGCGGCACGAAAAGUAUCGAACGCAGUACCGCGCCAUGUUCGUCAUGAACUGCAGCGUGAACAAGGAGGAGGUCCUGCGCUACAAGACGCUCGCUGCGAGGACGCCGCGGAACAGGAAGGGCAAGACGACGACGGCGCCCGCAGGGAUGGACGCGGGUCCGGAUGAGCUUUACCACCCGGUGCAGUGCUCCGAGUGCUCCACAGAGGUCGCCGUGCUGGAUAAGGACGAGGUCUACCACUUCUUCAACAUCCUGUCCAGUCACUGCUGAACUUUUGUUUUCAUGGACAACAAAACUCCUGACGGGACUUCUGAAUUGUUCCGAAAGCCACCCUCAUUACUCAUACUUUAAAAAAAAACAUUAUAUAUAUAUAUAUAUA
Syngnathoides biaculeatus (alligator pipefish) is the source of this 1135-nucleotide messenger RNA. RefSeq names its product e2f-associated phosphoprotein (gene eapp). Gene Ontology annotation, cellular component: nucleus. Gene Ontology annotation, biological process: positive regulation of cell population proliferation. The record is from RefSeq and is a predicted model, not a curated record. Lineage: Eukaryota; Metazoa; Chordata; Actinopteri; Syngnathiformes; Syngnathidae. The transcript is spliced from 6 exons. Bases 157 to 1026 code for a protein of 289 amino acids.